Mesorhabditis belari is the source of this 2310-nucleotide messenger RNA. NCBI's taxonomy places the organism in Eukaryota, Metazoa, Nematoda, Chromadorea, Rhabditida, Rhabditidae. The record is from the annotation of a GenBank genome assembly.
AUGAAGGUGCAUACAGGAGGGAAUUCACAAGAAGGACCACAAAGUGGACAACCAACUGCAGCACAUCAUCAUCAACAUAAGACUAUCUCGAAGAGGAAGAAUCCUCAACAUGGACAGGACAUCAAUGGAGUUAUCAAUGGGGCACAGAUCCACCGCCAAAGCGUUCUCGUCGCCGUGCCAAAAGACGAGCCCCAACUCACUCGAUUGCAUUCAAAUAAUGCACUUUCAUCCCAUUCCACCGAGGAUCAUAUUGAAUUGACGGUUGCUGCAGUGGCUGCAGGAACUGUUGGUGGGAAUCCGCAUCAUGAAGAGACGCAUGUCGGAGUGAAAUACGUGAUUGUCAACAAUAAAGAUGGGGAAGAGUUGAAAGGUGUCGAAGAGGGCUCAAAUCUGUUAGAGAAUAAUGGACAGGCUCUCGCUUAUCCAUCAGCACCCUAUGUUGGAUCAACGGAGUUCAAUGCAAUGGACGCCUAUCCACUCACUCAACAUCUACACAAUCCAGCUGGCGCCAACUAUGUCUACACCGAUCCGAGCUAUCAGAAUUACUACACACAGUACCAGCCGGCACAAGUGCAUUCACCGCAAUCCUAUCCUCUUCAUCCAUCACAACAUUCAGCCACAUCACCAGCUCUCUCCGGGAGUAUCGAUGACUCGGAUGGACAAUUGGGACACGCGGCUCGAGCAAGUCCACAAACGUUGAAAUGGUUAUAUGAGAACUAUGAAGUGGCUGAUGGAACCUCGCUACCCAGAUGUACUCUUUAUGAUCAUUAUAAGAAACAUUGCUCUGAUAUCGGAUUGGAUCCGGUGAAUGCCGCAUCUUUUGGGAAAUUGAUUCGAUCGGUGUUCAGUGGACUGAAAACGAGAAGGCUUGGCACGAGGGGAAACUCCAAAUAUCAUUACUAUGGAAUACGAAUCAAACCCCAAUCCUCGCUCAAUCAUUUCCCCGAGGAGUACGGUGGAAGUAUCACCAAAAAGAAAAUCCUUCAAUCAAAUGCGAAUUUGAGACGAUCGGAGCGAUUCAACAAUGCAACAAAUGCGACGUAUGCUCAGGAGACAGCGGUCGUCUAUUCGACUUACGAUAGAACAUCUUCAUCAACACCACAACGGGAAAAUAGCGUCGAAGAGCAUCCUUAUAUUCUCGGUGAGGGUCAUGUUCCCCGUCUUUUCCCCGAUUUCUCUACAAUCAGCCCAGCUUUGGAAUCAGUUAAGAUGGACCCUUCUCAUGUGAUGAAAUUGAUCGAGGGCUAUCGGCAGAAUUGUCAAGACAUUUUGUCGAAUAUUCGAGAGUUGCGACUUGAUCUCCUUGAAGACACGUGGACGAGUUUCUGGUUGAAUGAACAAAUGAGAGUCGAGAGGUAUCCAGUCAUGAAAGCCCUGGCCACCACUCAACUUUACUCGUUGUGUAUGAUCCCGCAGAUUCAACAAUGGAUGCUUCAAACAGACUAUUAUUUCUAUCAAGUUCUUAUCGAUGUUUUAAUGCCGAAUGUCCUCUCGCCGAGUAUCAAAUCCGACAUGAUCACUCAAAUUCGAAACGUCGCUAAGAGCCUUGAGAGUCAAAUGGCUAAAGCGUUGAGCAAUGCUCCACAAGAACUUCUCCAGAAGAAAGUCGAGGCUGUUAAAGUGCUCUCACAAACAUUGAGGAGGUACACCUCGUUGAACCACGUGGCCACAGCAGCGCGUGGAGUCCUUCAAAAAGCCGAUCAAAUCAAACAAAUGCAUUCGGAUUUCAACAGAGUCGAGAUGACUUGUGUGCAAGAGCAGGCCGGUUGGGUUUGUGCCUGUGAUCCGGCAACCGUGCAACACUUCCAGAACUCGUUUAGAGAAAACCUUGAAAAACAGACGACUCUUGAGGGAUGGGCACAAUGGAUGGAGGCUGUGCUUGACAAUGUUCUCGCCCGAUACCACGACAAAGCGGUGACCGAACUCGCCGAAGUGGCAAAGCAAUUUCUGUUGAAUUGGAGCUUCUAUAACAAUUUAAUCAUUCGUGAUCUCACCCUUCGAUCAGCUCAAUCAUUUGGAUCAUUUCAUCUGAUUCGGCUCCUCUUCGACGAUUACAUGCUUUAUUUAGUGGAACAGAGGCUAGCAAAGGCUUCUGGACGCCCAGCGAUCACAAUAAUGGCACCAGGUUUUCGUCCGGACGUAAUUCUCUUUGAGGAAACGACACAAGAGCAUUUGUUAUCGCACAAAGAUGAAUGGGAGAUCGUCGGACAAGUGGAUAUUGAGAGUGGCGGGGAAUUGCUGUACACUGAUGGGUUCCCUGUGGUCACCGAUGCACAAAGAGGCUUGAUCGACACGAACACUCUCACGAAA